Nerophis lumbriciformis (worm pipefish) is the source of this 2501-nucleotide messenger RNA. RefSeq names its product protein phosphatase 4, regulatory subunit 2b (gene ppp4r2b). The record is from RefSeq and is a predicted model, not a curated record. NCBI's taxonomy places the organism in Eukaryota, Metazoa, Chordata, Actinopteri, Syngnathiformes, Syngnathidae. Gene Ontology annotation, molecular function: protein phosphatase regulator activity. Gene Ontology annotation, cellular component: protein phosphatase 4 complex; cytoplasm; nucleus.
GUUCCCAGGCAGUGAGUGUGGGCGCCAUAUUAACAUGCUCCUUCCUCCUCUGCCUGCUAGCUGGUAGCUUAGCAUUAGCAUUAGCUUUAGCAUUAGCAGCUAGCCGCCAGUCUGCCUAUCACCGCCACUGGACUGACAAGAGGGCGACGGCGUGAUGGAAAUUGACUCGCUUCAAGAGGCGCUCAGAGACUUUGACAAGAAAACUAAAAGGGAGCCAUGUCCCAUCCUGGAGCAGUUUUUAAGCCACGUCGCCAAGACAGGAGAAACCAUGGUCCAGUGGUCUCAGUUUAAGGACUACUUUCUUUUUAAAUUGGAGAAGGUCAUGGAUGAUUUCAGAGACUCGGCUCCUGAGCAAAGAGGUCCUGCCAAUCCCAACGUGGAGGCAGUUCCAUUUGAAGACAUGAAAGAGAGAAUCCUGAAGAUUGUCAACGGAUAUAAUGGAAUACCCUUCACUAUCCAGCGUCUGUGUGAAUUACUCACGGAACCCAAGAGGAACUACACAGGAACUGAAAAGUUUCUUCGAGGUGUGGAGAAGAACGUAAUGGUGGUGAGCUGUGUUCAUCCAACAUCAGAGAAAAAUGGAUGCGGUGCUGUCAAUAGAAUGAAUGGAGUGAUGCUUCCUGGGAACACUUCUUUCACAGAGAGAAAAGUGAAUGGUCCAGGUACUCCACGGCCGCUCAACCGACCAAAGUUAUCGUUAGCCAACAACUCUCCUGCAGCGAAUGGCCUACCUGACAGCACAGAAAACAAAGACCUCAGAACAGAGCAAGAAAGUGCUAAAGACAUAUCCGGAAGUGAGGUUUCCGCCUCGGGAGAUUCACUGGGAAGCUCGGUAAAGAACAAACAGUCAGACCUAGAAGAGGACAUGGAAUCUGAGCAGCCAGAGGUGAAGAGACUUAAAUUUGGUAACGAGGAGGACGAGGAGGAAGAUGACGAGGAAGAUGAUGACGAGGACGACGAGCAGGACGGGAGAACGACAAAGCCUUUAAAUGCCACUUGCCUCUCAAAAGAGGCAGAAGCCAUGGUCCAAGAGGAAGACGACGAUAGAGAUAGUUUCAAGAAUGAUGAAGCUUCCAGCAGUGCCACAGCUGCCGAAGACCAAGAGCCAACAAGCAGCACUCCGGCGGAACCCUGUCCAGUCUCAGACCAGAAAGCGGAUCAGGCCGAGUUUGCGUGCGGUUCCAUGCAUGAGGGCAGUGACAUGGAUCAGACGGAGCAGCAGGCGCCUGCAUGCACAGCCAAAAGCCCGGAGACCAGUGGAGACAGCGAGGAGAGCAACAGCGACCCAGUCAGCAGCAGUAGCAGCAGCAACAGCAGCAGUUGUAGCAUAGACGAAAGCGUAGAAGCGGGCCGAGAAGACGUGGCUCCCGCUCCUUCCAGCAGCACGAACGAGCCCACUACAGAGAGCGCCAUGGAAAGUGCCGUCGUAGACAUGGAGACCACUGAGGAGCCCAUGGAGCAGGACUAGACUGCAGUGCGUCCUGCAGUCACGGGACACCACAAACCAGCUUGUCCUUGAAUCCAGCUUGACUGUCGCUGGGAAUGAGGACGUCACCUCGUACACAAACACCUCGUCAAGCUUUUGGACGCGCCUCCAAAAUGGCUACCUGGCAUUGAUGUGAGCAAACAGUUAAAUAUUUCAUUUCUUGUUAACUGGAAUAUCUUAUUGAUCUUGAUCUUAUCUUGUUUUUAAGUUUUUCUAAAGAGGAGUUGGUUUCAGCGGCCUUCUUUCACAGCUGGAAUUAUUUCUUUUGUGUUAGCUGGGACUUGUUGGAGGGCUGUGAUGGUCAUGUUUCAUUUCGGAUUGCCACUCAUUCCAUUUACGGCAGGAUUGGUUUGUUGUGCGUACAACUGCCACACAUCUGUUAGCAUCUGUUUGUUUCGUGGUGAAGCAUCCUUUUAAGGCUCUGGAGUUGUGCAGUGACCUGAGCCCAUGUGCCACCACAGCGAUCCCGUUUCCCCACCAGGAUGUAGAAACAUGUUUGUUUUCAAUACCCACUCCUUUUCCACAGUGUUCUAUCAUUGAAACCGGAUUCUUGCCUGACACUACUAACUAAACCCACUGACCCUAGCGAUCACAGGCUACAUCACAAAUGUCCUCUGGCGGGUAAAAAAAAAAAAGACAUUUUGUAGACGCAUGAAGCCACCAUAAUUUAUAUGAUUUAAGUUCUGUUAUUUUGGAGACUUUUGUUUUGUCUGUUGGUUGUUCUUUCCAAAACCAGCUGUAAGUACAAAGAUGACGUGUGCUUUCUAUGUAUCGUGAUGUCACACGACUGAUUUCAAAAGCGGUCUCCAGUUGCAGUUCUCCACCCGUUUCUGCAGCUGUACUUUUUGAUAUUUAGGAUUUUAAAUUUCUGUAAAGUAGAUUUUUGUAGAUUGUAAUACAGUAUGUGUUCACUGCCUCUGUGAAACGAUAUAUAAUUGUAAAAUUUCUGUGCAUACUCUGAAUGCUUUUGCUUUCAAACGGGGUAUUCAGAAAUGGCAAUAAAUGUUAACAUUUU